UAUGCCUCUCCCCAGUGCAACACAUUAUUAUUGUGGUCAGCAUGUCGGAGAUUGAAGACGCACAAUUGCGAUUAACAUUCGCUGAUCUCGAACUGAGCGAUUGGGUAGUUGCUCAAUGUCGUGGUCUGGGAAUGACAGUACCUACACCAGUACAGUAUAACUGUAUACCGGAAAUAUUAAAAGGAAAUGACUGCAUUGGCUGUGCAAAGACAGGAAGUGGCAAGACUGCAGCGUUUGCACUUCCCAUUCUGCAGAAAUUGAGCGAAGAUCCAUAUGGUAUUUUUGCCCUCAUCAUGACACCAACGAGGGAGUUGGCAGUUCAAAUUGCUGAUCAGUUCAAAGUGCUUGGAAAACCGAUUGGUCUUAAAGAUGCACUCAUAAUCGGUGGCAUGGAUAUGGUAAAACAAGGAUCUGAAUUGUCCAAAAAACCACACGUUGUCAUAGCAACACCGGGAAGACUAGCAGACCAUGUGCGGAGUGGAAACGGAGGAAACUUCAAGAAAGUCAAGUUCCUUGUCAUGGACGAAGCCGACAGGCUGCUGGACAGUGACAACUUCAACGAGCAGCUGACGACGAUAUUCACGGCGUUGCCACGGAAACGACAGACGCUGUUGUUUAGUGCGACGAUCACGGACACGCUGCAGAAGCUGCAGGAGGUGGCGAUGCGGAAGCCGUUCCUGUGGCAGUCGCAGGCCGAGUGAAAUGCUCUUGUGUCACUUCACACUGAGCAGAUAUUGAAAAAUCUAUUGUUUGUGUACUCAGUUCAUGUCCUCUUCUGUUGCAGACAGUGUCAGAUAUUGUCUAUGGCACUGAGGGAAGUAGGUUUUCCCUGCACUGCCCUGCACUCUAUGAUCAAGCAGAGGGAACGACUGGCAGCACUGGCCAAGUUCAAGUCUAACGUAGUUAGAAUACUUGUAGCUACAGAUGUAGCCAGUAGAGGGCUGGACAUUCCACAAGUAGAACUAGUGAUUAACCACAAUGUACCCACUGUGUCCAAGGACUACAUACAUCGUGUUGGCAGAACAGCCCGGGCAGGUAGAGGCGGACUGGCCAUCACACUGCUGACUCAGUAUGACAUCAAAUUACUUCACGCCAUUGAGAAGCUUAUCAAUGUUAAGUUGGUGGAACAUCCAACAGUUGAAUCAGAUGUCAUGAAAAUACUGACUGAAGUUUCUGUGGCUGCGAGAGAAGCAGAGAUUAGAUUAGAUGAACAGGACUUUGGUGUGAACAAAGCCAUUAAUAAGAGAAAGAAGAUGAUUAUAGAUGGAAAGGAUCCGGACGAAGAAGAGAAGAAGAAACGGAAACGACUGAAGCUGAAGCGGAAAACGUUUCUAGAGAAGCGGAAAGCGGUGGCAUCAUCAUCAUCAUCGUGGGAGGCUGCGCCGCCCUCCUCGCUCGUUCCCUCGUCUGCCACUACAAGCUGACAAUAGUAACUCCAUCCCUGCCAACUGUCUCUAUGCAUUCUGCUGUGUAAUGUUAUAAUGUCUGAAAUAUAAUAUAAGAAUAUGAUUGAUUGGUUCAGUAA
This is a messenger RNA of Priapulus caudatus, 1525 nucleotides long. RefSeq names its product probable ATP-dependent RNA helicase DDX49. Gene Ontology annotation, molecular function: RNA helicase activity; ATP binding; nucleic acid binding. The transcript has 11 exons. NCBI's taxonomy places the organism in Eukaryota, Metazoa, Priapulida, Priapulimorpha, Priapulimorphida, Priapulidae. The record is from RefSeq and is a predicted model, not a curated record.